GGCUGUGGCUGGUCUCUGCCCUGAUGCUGCUCUGGGCGCCGGGCGGGCUGCGGGCGCUGGGGCGGCCGCCGCGAGAGCUGCGCUACGAUGCAGUUGAAUCCAUGCUCUCAGAUUAUGACAUCCUUUCUCAGUCCAGUAUCCAGCAGCACUCACUGAAGAAGAGAGACCUCCAGCCUGAGACUCAUGUAGAGAGGCUUUUAAGUUUCUCAGCCCUGCAAAGGCACUUUAAAUUAUACCUAACUGCAACUGCUGAACACUUUUCAGAAAAAUUUCAAGCAUUAAUUGUGGAUGGUGAAGGCAAGGAAAAGGAGUAUCAUGUUCAAUGGCAAGACUUUUUCACUGGACAUGUUGUUGGGGAGCAUAAUUCCAAGGUUGUGGCACACAUUGGGGAUGAAGACUUUACUGUAAGAAUCAAUACUGAUGGAGAAGAAUAUAAUAUAGAGCCCCUGUGGAGAUUUAUAGAUAAUGUUCAAGAUGAAAGAUUGCUGGUCUACAGAUCUGAAGAUAUUAAAGAUUUCUCACGUCUGCAAUCCCCCAAAGUAUGUGGUUAUUUAAAGCUGAAUGAAGAGGAUCUUUUACCUAAAGGACUGGAAGAGAGUAAGCAAAAUGAAGCCAGCAUCCACCGGGAGAAAAGAGCCAUUCCAGACAGCUCCAAAGAUACGUGCAAGAUGUUGGUAGUGGCAGACCAUCGGUUUUUCAAGUACAUGGGCCGCGGGGAAGAGAGCACUACUAUAAACUAUUUGAUUGAAUUGAUAGACAGAGUGGAUGACAUCUACCGAAAUACUUCCUGGGACAAUGGGGCCUUCAAAGGUUAUGGCAUACAGAUAGAGCAGAUUAUCAUCCACAGUGAACCAGAACAUGUAGAACCUGGAGAAAAGCAUUACAAUAUGGCAAAAAGUUACCCAGAUGACAAGAAGGAUGCCUGGGAUGUGAAAAUGCUGCUAGAGCAAUUUAGCUUUGAUAUUGCUGAGAAAGCAGCUCAUGUGUGCCUUGCUCAUCUCUUCACAUACCAAGAUUUUGAUAUGGGAACACUUGGACUGGCUUAUGUUGGUUCUCCCAGACCUAACAGCCAUGGUGGCAUUUGUCCUAAAGCUUAUCACAGUCCAAUUGUAAAGAAAGACAUCUAUCUGAACAGUGGCUUAACCAGCACCAAGAACUAUGGGAAGACCAUCCUCACAAAGGAGGCCGACUUGGUUACAACACAUGAACUUGGCCAUAACUUUGGAGCAGAGCACGAUCCUGACAGUCUGCCAGAAUGUGCCCCCACAGAGGACCAGGGAGGGAAAUAUGUUAUGUAUCCAAUUGCUGUCAGUGGAGAUCAUGAAAACAAUAAGAUGUUUUCAAGCUGCAGCAAAAAAUCCAUCCAUAGGACCAUAGAGAUCAAGGCUCAGGAGUGCUUCAAAGAGCGCAACAACAAAGUGUGUGGGAACUCCAGGGUGGACGAAGGGGAGGAAUGCGAUCCUGGCCUCUUGUACCAACAAGCUGAUCCCUGCUGCUCUGCAGACUGCAAACUGAAAGAUGGUGCCAAAUGCAGUGAUCGGAACAGCCCCUGCUGUAAAGGCUGCCAGUUUGAAAGUGCCCAGAAGAAAUGCCAAGAAGCCAUAAAUGCCACUUGUAAAGGAGAGUCUUUUUGCACGGGGAACAGCAGCGAGUGCCCUCCUCCUGGGAAUGCUCCAGACGACACAAUCUGUGUGGACAUGGGGAAGUGCAAGGAUGGCGAGUGCAUCCCUUUCUGCGAGAGGGAGAAGAACCUUCGCUCGUGUGCCUGCAAUGAAACGGAUAACUCCUGCAAGGUGUGCUGCCGGGACGAGCAGGAUCGGUGCACGCCGUACGUCGAUGCCAACCACCAGUUCCUGUUUCUGCGCAAGGGGAAGCCUUGUACCGUGGGCUUCUGUGACACAAAUGGCAAAUGUGAGAAGCAAGUACAGGAUGUGAUUGAACGAUUUUGGGAUUUCAUAGACCAGCUUAGCAUCAACACCUUCGGGAAGUUCCUGGCAGAUAACAUAGUGGGCUCUGUGCUCGUCUUCUCCUUGCUGUUUUGGAUUCCUCUCAGCAUCCUUGUGCACUGUGUGGACAAGAAAUUGGACAAGCAAUAUGAGGAAAACAACAAGUCUCUGUUCUGUGCCAGUGGAAGAAGGGAGGAAGAGCGGCUUUCAGACCACCGGCAGAGGCGCAGCUGCUCAGCCGAGGUGCCUUUAGCCAGUUCUCCUUGCUGCCAGCACCCAAAGCGAGUGCUGACUGAGAACCUGGUUGCCUCCCCCACUGAUGAGGCCACUCGUGUCUUGCAGAACGUGGAGGUGCCCAGCAGCCUGGACUCAGCCUCUGUGCGUAUCGUGAAGCCCUUCCCCACAGCGCAGCCCACCAGCCGGCACCAACCCCUGCAGCCCAUCGUGGCUGCGCCUGCAGCCGCCGCUGCUCCCAAGCAGGACCACCAAAGAAUGGACACAAUUCAGGAGGACCCCAGCACCGACUCUCAUAUUGACGAGGACGGGUUUGAGAAGGACCCUUUCCCAAACAGCAGCUCGGCUGCCAAAUCUUUUGAGGACUUGACAGAGCAUCCUGUCACCAGGAGUGAGAAAGCGUCGUCUUUUAAACUGCAGCGCCAGAACCGAGUGGACAGCAAGGAGACGGAGUGCUGAUGUCCCGCUGCCUCCACCGCGCGGCUCCCGCCUGCAGAAGUUCCUCUGGAUCUAAAACCAUUUCAUUUCUAUAAAUACAGAUAUAUGUAUAUAUAUUUUUGUGAGGGAGUGGGAGAAAUAAGGAAGCGACCUACUGCAGAUGCUGGUCAUGUGUAUGACCUUCCUUAAAUUACAUUUAUUAGAGCAUUAUAUCUUUUAAAAACCGGAACUCCACAUGGAGACAGUCUUGGUUUUGAAGCUCAUUGGAUUUUUUCUACUUUCUUGACCUCUAACAUUUCCUUCAACCUGUGGUGCAGAACAGAAUAUCCUCCAGGAUAUCACGUUGUGUGUAUAUCUGCCUUUUGUAAUGUCGUAUUUUGCAGUCUGGUGGCACUGACAGAUGAAAUUAAAGGGCUUUGCCAGCAAAGCAAAGCAAAGCAAAUACUCCACAGUGCUCCAUGUGGAGCAGAUCCUAUGAGGUACAGGUAAGCCAAAGUAUAAGCAUUACACGUACCUGGAGAACAGAAGGAAACAGGUAAAAUACUUGGCAUAUAAUGUGGAGAUGCAUAUCAGCAUCAAGGAGUUUGUGAGAAAGCUUCUCAAUAAAUAGUAGGGUUGUGCAGAGGCUGUUAAACCCUGCUCAGUGUAUGGAGAUGCCCCUCUAGCUGUGAGGCUGCCCUGUCCCUGUGUUUUUACUGCAGGGAAAUGUUCCCCCUGCGAGUUUUCCCACUGCAGUGGGGUGCAGGGGGCAAGGGAGGGAAGGGAAAGAAGUGGAGAAAUCACGUAUGCAGACGAGAGCUGUUUGAACCACUUAUGGACGUUUCAGUGCAGAAAUGUUUCUCUGAUUUUUCUGUUGAUUAUUGAGAAGGUUAACACUAUUGUUGAGCUAUUCAAAGGGCUGAGCCUGGGAAGCUCUUAAAAAUCACUGCAAGAGUUCUGCACUCCAUGCAGGGGAGCAGUUGUGAAUUUGAACAAUGAAAAAGCAAGCUUUGUUAGACUUACUUACAGGGCCUGUGCUGUGCUAGGGAGAUGUUGUAAACUCCACUUUCCCUACAGCUAGUACAGUGUGAUGUUAACAGCUGGUAACUUGUUGGUGCCCUUCAGUUGGAGCUCUGUAACAUGGGAUGCGUGGGCCAGAAGCGGUGCCAUAGCCUGAGUUCAGCCUGAUCUCAGGUGGGCUGACAGGGUGAGUCACAGAGCAGCUGUCAUGGAAGCAGAGCGCCUUAUUGUGCCUGUUUUCUCCCCUAAGAAUGCAUUGUUAAAGCUGACAUGGUGCGUGAAUGGAUGGGAACCAUUUUACCUGUUACAGGCCUGCACUCAGCCACCAGGGAGGCAGAGCUGGGGCAAGCCUUGGAGUUCGUAAAUGUGAUGGAAAGGAAGCAAACCUGUGAUGAGAGGAGCGUGAGCACCGCUCUGCCUUCCCCACCCAAAUACUUGUUACACUGAUACUUGAAUGUGUGCCUUACGGUGUUCUGAUAGCCCUUCUUUUAUAUACUGGUUUUGGUUUGGUUGUUUUGUUGCUUUUGUGUUGUUUUUUUUUGAUUCAGUGCAGAGUACAUGUGUGAGGAGUUAAUUUAAUUCCCAGUACAGUAAAAGCUUUUUGUAUUAAAAUCAAUUAAACAAAAA
Molecule: messenger RNA, 4244 nt
Organism: Lagopus leucura (white-tailed ptarmigan)
Lineage: Eukaryota; Metazoa; Chordata; Aves; Galliformes; Phasianidae
Gene: ADAM17
Product: ADAM metallopeptidase domain 17
Exons: 19
Coding region: 24-2639 (871 amino acids)
Biological process (GO): Notch signaling pathway; membrane protein ectodomain proteolysis
Cellular component (GO): plasma membrane
Molecular function (GO): metalloendopeptidase activity
Source: RefSeq, a predicted model, not a curated record